This is a messenger RNA of Seminavis robusta, 2453 nucleotides long. Lineage: Eukaryota; Bacillariophyta; Bacillariophyceae; Naviculales; Naviculaceae. The record is from the annotation of a GenBank genome assembly.
GGAAAUUAUCUACGGAAGCCAGCCGGGGCCAGGCUUAAUUAAGCAAAGAACAGUCGAAAUUCAGGACUAGGUUCUGUGGGAUCAGGGGCAAGAAAUUGAGGACCAUUACGGGGGGCAAAGGGUUUGGUGCAGCGGAAGUAUUGCGUCGGAGCUUUCACAGGCCCAGGUUCGGUAGAUCGUCAGUGCAAUUGAGGAAGCCAACAGUGGGCCAAGUGCACUUACUGUUGGAAGAGGAGUACAGGGUUCUGUUUCUCUCUGGUUUCUUGUCUGGGUUCAUUCAAGGAUGGCUCCUUCGGGCAGCAAAAAGUUCUGGGCCAAAGACGACGAUUUUCAAUGGAAGACACUCCAAGUGCCCAAACUUACCGGAGCCAAUCCUGGUGACCCUAGUGAGGAUGGUCAGGAAGAUUUUCAGAUGAUGGAUGUCUCCAAUGACCAAGUACCACUCCCCAGUGGUUUGACGGUCUGCAAAGAUUUUCUGUCCCAAGAAGAAGCUUCCAAUUUGUACCGAGAGAUUCAAUGCUAUGAGUUUAGUUGGGAAGGCUUUGAACAGCGACGUAAGGUCAAACGCUUUAUGGUACCAAAAGAAGAAACGAAAGACAAUGAUUGCGGCAGCACUACUACUAGUAGUACUCCUAUUCCACACAAUCUACAGUUGCUCAUUGACCGAGUUGGCCAAUCCACGGGACACUUUCCACAGCACGUAUGCGUGGAAGAACACAACAGUCUACAUACUCUCAAAGUCACUCAGUACGGAUCCAAUGGCUACAAUUCCGUCUUGACUAGUUUUGAGACACUUGUCCAACCAGAAUCCACUUCUUGUUUUGUAGCUCAAAUUCCACUCGGAGGAUCCGCGGUCCAACAUUUGAACAAACCCAAACGACGACAUCCGACCUGCUUUGACUUGGAAUCCACACAGCAUUGGACCGAUGUACGACUGGAUGCCAACACGUUACUCGUCAAGCAAGACGACUGCCUCUGGAAUUGGAGAUCACGAGUUUCGGCCAUUCCACCUCCAGCAGACAACAACAAGAAUCAAGACACUACUACUACUUUUAUCAUUCUCAAAUUGUACACAUUGCCCGACGACAAUACUACUUCCGAAUCAUCAUCUUUUGCUAAUAACAUGCCAUCCAUGUCUCGAAAAGACUCUUCGGAUGGCAUUGAUUACGAUGCCUUUGGAUACAUGGGAGGAGUACAACCACCAAUCGACAGUCCCAUGCCUCCAUUACAAGAUAUUCUCACCAUUAUUGUCACCACCUCUCCUAUUCCCUCCAAUCCAUCGACGGACGUGAUUGAAAAAACAUUUGCCUGUUUCAGCCAGGGAGGUACGGAGUUUGCCUACCACUGUCGCAAGGUGAUUGUCUGUGAUGGAGUGCGCACCCAAGACAAUGGGGAAGAAGUCGUCAGUCGCAAACACACCAAUCCCAAACAAGCCAUGCGCAAUGGGAUUUGCAACGUCGAACAGACCGACCGAUACCAACAAUACAAACAGGCACUGCGUCAUCUCUGUACCACGGCCGGACCCGAUUCACCCUUUUGGAAUACCGACAUUGAAGAAUUGCCCACACGACACGGAUACGGAUUUGCUCUGGGUCAUACAUUGCGCGAGUGCAUUACAACACCUUACGUGUGCGUCAUUCAACACGAUCGGACCAUUAUGCGUCCCACUCCCAUUAUCGAAACGAUGCGGGCCAUGUGGCAUCAUCGUCACAUCAAAUACGUGACCAUGAGUAUGAGGAGUAACUUGAUGUACAAGGACUACUUUAUUGGCAAAUAUGGCAAGACGUAUCAUGCCGACUUUGACGAUAUGAUUCUUCGAUUGCCACAACUGUGUUUGGAUGCUUCCUUGUACGGUCCGGACAGUCAUUCGACUGAAAACAUUACGUACAAUACACCCAAAGUACGAGAAAGUUAUCAGGGACUCCGAAAAAACUAUCUCAUGAGCAAAACGUAUCAGGGACAACAUGCGUGGUUACAAGAACACGCCCACGAACUGGAACCCGGCAAGCAUCAGUUGACCCUGACACCGACUCUGUUCUGGUAUGACAACGUACAUAUUGCCGAAACGGCGCAUUAUCGAGACUUUGUCUUUGAUCCAAUCUACAAAAUGGUCAAAAAGGGUGGAUUUGUGGAAGACAAGCUCAGUCCAGUGUUGACACGCACGUUGGAAAAGCUGGGGCUGCGAGAAGGGCACUCGCGGUUUGGUUGUUACCUAUUGGAUGAUCAUUCGGGGUAUUUCUUUACGGGGCAUACUGACGGUGGCAACUAUAAGACCAAGGCGGAAAAGAUGGCACUCAAGGAACAGAGUUUGCAGGCCGAGGAGACUGUCAAUGGGGUGGAACAAUCCAGGAGGGACAACGAAGCAUUAUAGGGGGCUUGAUAGAUAGUGAUUGAUAAAGCUUGUACUCUCAGCUCGAGGGAAUCUUUUUGUGCCUAUAGCGCUUCCGGUUGUA